Molecule: messenger RNA, 1934 nt
Organism: Colius striatus (speckled mousebird)
Lineage: Eukaryota; Metazoa; Chordata; Aves; Coliiformes; Coliidae
Gene: NMNAT2
Product: nicotinamide nucleotide adenylyltransferase 2
Exons: 11
Coding region: 1-924 (307 amino acids)
Biological process (GO): NAD+ biosynthetic process
Cellular component (GO): Golgi apparatus
Molecular function (GO): nicotinamide-nucleotide adenylyltransferase activity; nicotinate-nucleotide adenylyltransferase activity
Source: RefSeq, a predicted model, not a curated record
AUGACGGAGACCACCAAGACUCACGUUAUCCUGCUGGCCUGCGGCAGCUUCAACCCCAUCACCAAGGGCCACAUCCAGAUGUUCGAGCGAGCCCGGGAUUACCUGCACAAGACCGGACGCUUCAUUGUCAUUGGUGGCAUUGUCUCGCCUGUGCACGACUCCUAUGGGAAGACGGGUCUGGUCUCCAGCCGGCACCGCCUGACCAUGUGCCAACUGGCUGUCCAGUCCUCUGACUGGAUCAGGGUAGAUCCCUGGGAGUGCUACCAGGACACCUGGCAGACCACCUGCAGCGUGCUGGAGCACCACCGUGACCUGAUGAAGAGGGUAACUGGCUGCAUCCUCUCCAACGUCAACACACCCUCCAUCACCCCUGUGAUCGGUCAGCCCCAGAAUGAGUCCUCGCAGACCAUCUACCAGAACAACAACGUCUCCAACAAGCCCACUGCAGCAAAGAUCCUGGGGAAGGUGGGAGAAAGCCUGAGCCGGAUCUGCUGCGUUCGCCCACCCAUGGAGCGCUUCACCUUUGUGGAUGAAAACGCCAACCUGGGGACAGUGAUGAGAUACGAGGAGAUCGAGCUUCGCAUCUUACUGCUCUGUGGCAGUGACCUGCUGGAGUCUUUCUGCAUCCCGGGUCUCUGGAACGAGGCAGAUAUGGAAGUGAUUGUUGGGGAGUUUGGGAUCGUGGUGGUGCCCCGGGAUGGAGCAGACCCUGACCGGAUCAUGAACCACUCCUCCAUACUGCGCAAGUACAAAAACAAUAUCCUGGUGGUGAAGGAUGACUCAAACCACCCCAUGUCUGUCAUCAGCUCCACCAAAAGCAGACUGGCCCUGCAGCACGGGGAUGGACACGUUGUGGAUUAUCUCUGCCAGCCCGUCAUCGACUACAUCCUCAAGAGCCAGCUCUACAUCAACGCCUCUGGCUAACUGCCAGAGGCCAUGCAGCGAGACAGCCCUCGUGUCCCGCCUGCCUGCAGCUCUCCAUCACUCUUUUCUCUCUCUCUCUCAGUCUGUGUCUCCAUCUCUCUGCCCCUUCCACAGCCUCCUGCCCCUGUCUGCCCCUCACCCCCAGCGCCAACGCUCUGUCAUGUAGCAGUGUCCAGGGAACCACAGCACGGUCCUGAGGGGAACCAUUUGACCUCCCUUUUCAGGGAACCGCUCUCCCCCUCCUAGGGAGGGAGGGAGAGGGGACCUGUAAGAGAGCAAUGUGCAUGGUGUGCCUGAGGGGAGGCAGCUCUGCCCGCCCCUUCCAGCGUGUCACUGGGAAAUGGUCACCCCGGCCCAUCCUCUCGGCCUGCUCAGAGCAGGGGCUUCCUCUUCUGCAGCAUUUUAUGGCACUUAAGCUCCCUAAGUCUAGGUGGACUUUCUUUUUCUUAAGUAGUUUUAGUGUGAGCCUUUUGGGCCUCUUGCCACCAUGACCAAAAUGAAUCCUGGCUGUAAUCCAACUGUCUCGGUGCCCCACCUUGGUGAACCUCCUCAGGCCAGCAGUAGGACAACUCAGCUAACAAAACUCUCCUCCUGGCCCUAAAAAAACAUCAUGGAAAGGACAUCCCUGAAGGGGAGCAGAGGCCCUGGCAAGUAUUGCUGCCAAAGCAUUACAAGGUGCCAUGUCAUGGGCUCAUCUUUCCUUGGCUGCAAGUGAACCCAAGCCACCUUCCUAGGCAAGCAGGGCUGGGAUGAUGCUCUAAUCUGAGCCAUUGUCGGGGUGGGGAGCUCACAGCACCCAGGGAGGGACUGGCCCUUGAAGCAGCCAAGAAACAAAGGAGGAAGAAACAGGUGAUAUCCCAAAGCCACUGGUGGGAACCUGCCCUAAACCUAAUUGAGCUAGGUCUAUCCCCAUCCUCUAGCCUCUAGCUCUCCAUUCUGUCUGUAAACCCCCCUCCCUUCUCCCUCCUCUCCUUCACAUUUCUUCUCCUUUUAUUAAAUGCAUGAUACUU